CGUUCACAGUCUCGCGAGAAACCGCUCGAGGGAUAUAAAAGCGGGAGCAGGCGCUGAUUCGAGCAGUGCUUACUGAGCAGGACUGACUGACAUUAAACUUCAGCUUUCUCUUCCUGAUACAGACACACAACAAACGUGAGAGACAUGCCUCCUGUGGAAAUAAUGAACGAGAAUGUGGUUGCCCGAGUGGCCAAGCUCCCGCUGGUGAGUUCCACCUACGACAUGGUGUCUGACUUGUACAGCAACACCAAAGACAACCAUCCAGCCAUCAAGUCGGUGUGCGAGGCCGCAGAAAUGGGUGUAAAAACGAUCACUUCGGCUGCCCUUACCAGUGCCUUGCCAAUUAUUGGCAAGCUGGAACCUCAAAUCUCUCGGGCUAACGACCUUGCCUGUAAGAGUCUGGAUAAAAUAGAGAAGACUCUGCCAAUUCUUCACCAGCCUUCUGGACAGCUUGUUUCCAGUGCAAAAGACCGGGUCACUGAAACCAUGAAUGGGGCCAAGGAGACCAUGUCCCACACCCUGAAUCAUGUGAUGGACCGAACCAGAGGAGUAAUGCAGGACAGCAUGGAGAUGACGAGGCUGGUUGUCACUGGUGGCGUCCACACAAUGAUGGAAAGCAAAGUGGCGAAGCUUGUGAGUAGCGGUGUGGACACUGCCCUGAGCACUUCGGAGAUUCUGGUAGAGCGCUAUCUGCCUGCGCCUGAGGACAGCCAAGAACAUGAAAUCAAAGGUUUUGAUGAUAAGACUAUUGAACCCAGCUACUAUGUUCGACUGGGCUCACUCUCUACCAAGCUGCGACAGAGGGCCUACCAGAAGGCUAUCAGCAAGGUUGGUGAUGCCAGGAAAAACAGCCAGGAGUCCAUCUCUCAGCUAAAUCGCACCAUGGAUCUGAUUGAGUACACACGAAAGAACAUUAAUGGUGCCAACCAGAAGGUGGUUAAAAAGUUGAGUGCAUUAAUGGACUGGAAAUCCACGUCUCAGAAUGACGGUGACACAGAGAACGACGCAGAGCUAAUAGAGUCCCGGACCUUGACCAUUGCUCGCAACCUGACCCAGCAGCUACAGACAACUUGUUUGACGCUCGUGUCCAACCUCCAGGGCCUGCCACAAAACAUCCAAGAGCAAACACUGUCCAUCGGCCACAUGGCCAGGGAUGUGUACAACAGGUUUAACAAUGCUGCAGCUCUGAGCGACUUGUCUGACACAGUCCUCAUCAACACUCGAGGUCAGCUGAAGAGCAUGAAAGAUUCCAUUGACAACGUCAUGGAUUAUUUGGUUAACAACACCCCACUAAACUGGCUGGUGGGUCCGAGUUACCCUCGCACAGAACCGAUCAGUAAACCAAUCAGCCAGUCCAGUGAAGAAAGCAGCGUUCAGCCAGAAGUGGAAAUGCAGCCACUUAAUCAGGAACAUUAGUUUAUCAACAUUAGGUCCUUGCAGUGGCUUUUGAAUUUUUGAUAAGUCUGUUUUCUGUUUUGAACCUGGUGAUGUAAAUUCUUUACUAGAAAAUAUAACUUUAUCCUCUACUAUACCUAUUUUUACUACUUAUCCACCUCUUUCUCCUACCCAUGAAAUAAAUAAUCUUUUUACAAUUUCAAUUGAUAAAUUAAUAAUGUACAACAAAUUACCAAGUUAUUAAUACAUUUUUUGCAAAAUCUGAAUUCAUGAACUUUCUUAUGAAAUAUAUAACUUUUGUACUGUCUAUCUACAUUUCUAAUAAAAUCCAAUUCAUCUA
Molecule: messenger RNA, 1735 nt
Organism: Clarias gariepinus (North African catfish)
Lineage: Eukaryota; Metazoa; Chordata; Actinopteri; Siluriformes; Clariidae
Gene: plin2
Product: perilipin 2
Exons: 8
Coding region: 145-1416 (423 amino acids)
Biological process (GO): lipid storage; positive regulation of triglyceride storage
Cellular component (GO): cytosol; lipid droplet
Source: RefSeq, a predicted model, not a curated record